Molecule: messenger RNA, 477 nt
Organism: Microthlaspi erraticum
Lineage: Eukaryota; Viridiplantae; Streptophyta; Magnoliopsida; Brassicales; Brassicaceae
Source: the annotation of a GenBank genome assembly
AUGCUGCCUCCUACACAUCAACAUCAUAUAUGUGGGAUGCAUGGGACAUGGCAGCUGAAAUCUGCCUUUCUCACCUUGCCCAACUUGUUCCUGACCCAAACGCAGAGUUCCAGGUUGUGUCGGUCGACACACAUGAUUUUGAAAUCGGACCGGUUCAAUUUGAGUGAAUUGAAACCCAAUUUAGCUUGGUUUGGGUUGGAAACCCUCGGGUCUUGGUUAAAAAAUCGUGCAGCCGCUUCUCCUUCCUUCGUUUUUGUCGUGUAUCGAACGAUUGAGAAGAGGAGCGAAUUCUUGAAGCGAUUUUGGUGUUUGGCGAUCGAUCAGAGGCUGUUCGUCGUUGAUUCGAAGCUUCGGGCUCGUGUGUGUGGCUGCUGCGUGGCCGUUUGUGGUGUUCUUCGUUGUGUUUUCUUCAUCUCCUUCGUUUUCUUCCCUUUCAAUCAAAAAAUCCGAGGCGAGUGCAUGACUGUGGGUCCGUGA